AUGGAGCAAUCAUCAAGCGAGUUUUCCGGCUCUCCUUCAAAGAAGGCAAAAGGCAAAAGACAGAGCCUCACGAACAUAUUCCCGGAACUUCGGAUACACACAUCGCCCACUCGUCAACCCCAUUCCACAUCAUCACCAUCUGCGUCACCCACUAAAUCUCCCACGAAGUCAUUGGCGAAAACAAUUCCGAAGCUGAAAGCAUCAAUGCGCAAGGGUUGGCCGAGAUGGUUGAGCAUUCGGGGAAACUCAGGGGAAGAAGUCGACCUCACCAUUCGUAUCGCUGACUACCUUCGAGAAGAGGCCAACAACAACGAUUUCUCGGAAGAUCCCGCGACAAUCAUCCAAACUGUGAAAAAUAAGUCUGGAAGAUUUGGCAAAGAAACCGCCGCUCUCUGGGCUAAAAUCGAAGAUAAUCUGGUUGAACUUGUCUACGGAUCCAACUAUAUAGAAACGCUUGGGUCCGAUUUCGACAUAACAGAAAAGCUUUGCCGAAGGAUAUUUAGAGGAGAAGAAGUCAAGGCUUAUGUGGAAGCAAGGAGUGCGGAAUACGAGGCCGCACGAGCCGCUCUUCUGGCCUUGAAGAGGCCAAGCACGUUUGACGACGUGGUAAGAAGCCGGCAAGAAGUCAUAAACCAUGCCCACGCAUUGAAUUAUGCAAUUGACCAUGUCGUACUGGAUGGUCAACAAAUCACAGAGAACUUCCUAAAGGAGGUUCACCGGAAGUUAUGUUUUGGUGGCGUUCUGGGAGAGGACGCCGGCAGUCCGGGAGACUAUCGGACAUGGGAAAUCGCGGCCAGACAUGGGAAGGAUAUGAGGUCAAAAUCCAUAUUCAUACGGGCAUCCGUAGUCGAAGACUACAUGAAGGCUUUCGUGGAAGACUUAACGAACGACAUGAUAUUGGCGGAGGAGUCAAAGACGGUGGAUCCAUUCGACAUGGCCAACAGAUAUUGCCACCGCCUUGUUUGUAUCCAUCCAUUUGGCGAUGGAAAUGGUCGGAUGUGCCGGAUUUUGUUGAAUGUCCUUCUUUUAAAAUAUGCAGGCCAUGUGAGCACGUUUGGUGGCUCCGACAACGAGAGAGAAGAGUACUUGGAUCUAGCAAGACGAGGAAACAAAAAGUUUCAUGAAGAGGACAUGGAGGUCGCAGAAGAGGAGAAACGGGGACAUCGUGAACUCGCAAGAUUCACACUAAGAAAAUGCAAAGGGACGCUGGAGCAUUUGUGGGCAUGGGUAUCGAAGGACGAGACGAAGCAGUAG
Molecule: messenger RNA, 1254 nt
Organism: Annulohypoxylon truncatum
Lineage: Eukaryota; Fungi; Ascomycota; Sordariomycetes; Xylariales; Hypoxylaceae
Product: fido domain-containing protein
Exons: 1
Coding region: 1-1254 (417 amino acids)
Source: RefSeq, a predicted model, not a curated record